Molecule: messenger RNA, 13640 nt
Organism: Heterotrigona itama
Lineage: Eukaryota; Metazoa; Arthropoda; Insecta; Hymenoptera; Apidae
Source: the annotation of a GenBank genome assembly
AUGGAAUUUGCUUUGGUAUAUCACGGAAAUUAUUUAUAAGUAGAAUUUGAUAAAAAGAGUAUUAUAUGUCGUUGAUGAAUGCUUGUAGAGAAAUGAUUAAUUAAUUAGUCGUUAUUUCUUCUUCUCCCCUUCAAACGUACGUAGUUGCUUCGGAUCAUUCUUUAUUUUCUGUUCUUUAUACUUUUGGAUGUUUUUCAGGCUUCCGUAGUGCAUGCAUUGUUUUUUAAAUUUUAACCAUUCUAAUCUGAUACGAGUUUCAGGGAAAUACGCCCGGAUUGCAUUUUCCACACAAGAAAAGCGACGCCACCUUUGCGCAAUGUUCAAAGUAAGUAUUAUGUUACUUGGACACGGGAUUUGUGUAUAAAUUGAUAAGAAACUUGUAUGAAAACUCAAUUCAGUUACUCACUGCACCUCUAACAAUAAGCUAAUCAUUAUUUACUGUACACAAUGUAUUCAGUGUAUUCUGAAAGUUAAACCAAAAAUAUCCAUGUUCAGUUUUGCAAAACAGCGUUGUUCCACAGAUUGAGUUUGUUAACAGACGAAUUAUCGUCACAAAGGUGAAACAUUGUUAAAACAAGGUGUUGUAAAAGGUCGAUUGAAUCCCUUUCAGUAUGCUUGAAGAUAUAAAGUCUCACGUAGAAGACGUCAUGGAGAUUCACGAGACGCCAGCCAGUCCUAGUCCUCCUGUUAGUCCGGACUCGGGUUCGCAAGUGGAACCAAUAAUAAUUCCUACCGAGCGCAGUAUAGACUUCGAUGACAAGCCUGAUAGCAAGCCAGCCUCUCCUGAUCCAAUAGACACACUACCAACCAAAGCCCCCAUCAUCAUACCUACAGAGAGGACGAGCAACGAUUUGAUCCUGUCGCCGCAGCGUUUAUGUAAAAGCGCGGACGACGUGUCGUUCACCGAAUGGGAUAUGCUCGAGGAGAACGAGAAUCAGAUCUCGAGGAACAAAAAUCGGCAGAAGAUCAUUACUUCUAGCCAUGACGUUGUUACAGCGGUCAAAAUGGCGGGAAGUAAUUUAUCUCCAAAGGUGAACGACGGCAGAGCUCAUGUACCUAUGUCGGUGCACCUGUCUCGGCAGAUACAGACCGUGCCAGUCCCCUCUCUGGGCGGUUCCAGAAGAUUGUCGUCGAUUCUAGAAAAGAAUCGGAUGAUGGGAGUGAACACGGACCAGGUUUCGUCGGAAUCUAGGCCUGAAUCGCCUGCGAAUGUGCCUGAUGCUCGGUUAAAGUCACCAGAUUCGGAGAUUCUCUACCCAAAGCUUUGUAAGAAGCCUGGUUCGAAACCUCCGGCGCCGCUGUUGCUUUCACCGCCUCCCGUCUCCACGGAACCGCCAUUGUCCAUAGAAGAUUUGGCUGAAUUGUUGAACGACGAAGACGAUGGCAAAAUGGAGAAGAGCGACAGGUUAAGGGAGGAUCUAGGUAAAUUCAAGAAGGACAAACAGGAGUUAGGUGGCAAUGUGAAAGAUGCAAAGACGUCUAAGUCGUUUGUAUUGACGCAAGAGGAUAUUGACAGCGAGAGUGAGAGGCGUUGGGAGGAGAUAGACAAGCAUAUAGUUAAGUUAACUAGUAGGAAAUGUCUACCCAGUAGUUUAAAUGCUACGCUGGUGACGAAAGCCGAUGCUCUGAAGCUUGGUGAAACAAAGGGAUCAUCUCAGGGUAAUUUAGGUCAUGCUUCUAGUUCGUUUCCGACGAGCACGAGUACCGUCGACGGUAGAAAUGUACCAUCUUCGCCUAGCUCUAAGGCGGAGCCGCGUUUCGCGGACAACUAUGAACGCCAUCCUCGUCAGUUGCGUGACAACCAGGGCCAUGAUAAAGAUAACAUGCACAGCGUGCACUGUCGGCCUGACGACGAUAUGCCCAAUCAGAUGCUGCCUAUGCAUCAUGGCAGUUCGAUUAAAUCGGAUGAUAGAAGCGCUGUGCUGUAUCAGAGGCGUCAGGGGAAUAUCGAGAUGGCACCUAGGAUAGAUAUGGAGUUCCGAAUGGAGGGGCCCGAGUACUUCAACAGGCAAGUACCGAAUCAAGGCCACUGGCCACCCAUGCACGCGCCCGUAAACGCGAAUGAUUUUUGCAACAAUCAGUGGCCACCGUCUUCCAAUUUUAGCGGUAUGCCUAAUUCUCCUGCCCAAACCUAUCCGCAUCCAAUGGGUAUGCCCCAUCAAAUGAACGAUGGCCAGAUGAGGCCUAAUCAAUUCCUUCCAAACAUAAACACUGGUAUCAGGCCUCUGAUGAGUCCCAAUACGAGACCCCCGGAUAUAAACCAUAUUCCACGACCGGAUGAUAUACCCAAUGUUGAUGUACCCAAUGUACCAACCAUACAGCCUUUAAUGUCGCCUACGAGGUUUCCUGUUGGUCCGCAGUACAGGAAUUUUCAGGGCGAGAACAGACCUUACGAGCAACCUUUUGAUAGAGGAAUGGAGUAUCCUCAUCAGAGACAGUCGUGGGAUUCUCCUGUUAAUCGACCGAACGAUGUACCGUAUAGACCAGAGAACGAAGUUCCUUGCGGUGUGAUGGGGCCCGCAGUUGAAGGUUCUUCAGGGCCAUAUCCCAGGCCCAGCACACCUUGUCCCUGGAACAGAGACAGAGACCGUAGCGGUAGAGGACGCAACGCGUAUUACAACGAAAGGAAUAGAGCAGAAUCUAGGAAUAAUUUUAAUCGCGAUAAUUUAACUCGCAGAUCCGAAUGGUCUGAGUGUAAUAGGUUUGGCAGAGACGGUAGAAACGUAUUUGACCGUGACCCAAGGGUACGCACGGAGCACAAUUUAAGUAAUCUAAACUCGAAUCAACCAAGAGAUAAUGGUGCUUCGGUCAGGGAUCCACGGUUAGCUAAGGACAAGCAUUUCCACCCUGGUGGUAAAGGUAAAGACAGUAAUUUCAACGAAAGAGAUCCCAGGAAACGUCUGCCACUGCUUCCAACGCCGACGUUUAGGAAAGUCAAAGAAAAGCCUAAAUCUCCUCCAAAGUCAGUUGAUAGCCAUAAACGCGUGGACGCAGAGAAUAACGCGAAACAAGCACAGGAGAAGAUAAUGAAAGACAAGAAACAGUCACCUUUGGAGAGUUUAUACGGUGUUAUCGAUACGAAAGCGAAGUCCGCACAAGGAUAUUGUUUGCAAAACUUCAAGAUACCUAAAAUAAAACGUAACGAAUCGUCAGAGUCGCCCACGUCAAGUCACAUGUCAGAGGAAAUCAAAGAGUGUUCUGUUGAAAAACAGGAUGACAAAGUUGCUAAGAGGGACAAGGAAGAUUCAACCGCGGAAGUUAGCAGCAGCUGCGAUGGAAACGUACCUCUUGAGAACUGGAACGAGGACAAUGUGACCGAUGAUAAGAAAGAAGAGCAGAAAGAAGAGAACAUUUCCAGUGAAACUCCCGGGAAAGACAAAACCGAUGUGGACAUUAUUGAGUUAGACUCUGUCAGCGCUGUCUCUUCUAAAUUAUCUACCAGCGUUGAGAAACAUAAGAAAGAAGAAAUGGACUCGGAAGGAUCGAAAUCAAAGGACGAAGUAACUCAGGAAUGGAUAGAAACUUUAAUUAGAAAAUCCUUCGAAUUCGGCGAGGGGAAAAAAUUCGUUGAACAGGCAAAGUUUAUGCAAAAGCUGGGUGAAGUAUUGCAGGCGAAAAAACUGAAGAAGAUCAAAAAGAUCAUCGAGUCAGAGUCAGAGAGUAGCAGUUCGGAUAAAGAUGAUACUCCUGAGACGAAGAAAGUCCAGAUGAGGAAGAAACGACGAGUAAUUGUUUCAGAUAGUUCGGACGAAGAAUCUCUUGCUGAAAGAUUUGACAUCCUAAAGACAAUGAACAAAGAGUUGAUUCAAGACGCACCAAUGAAUGACCAGGAAGAAGACGCAAAUAAAAUUCUUGAAAAAGAGAUUGCCAACAUUAAAUCUUCCGAGUCUAGGGGAAAAGAUGCUAAAGAUUCCACUACUCAAAAAGAGAUUACUCAGAGUACUAUUGAAAUUCAAAAUACUAUCGAAAAAAAGGAGGAAUCGAAUGAAGACGAGGUAAACACAGACAAAGAGAAGGACGUUCCAGAAACAUUUAAAAAUAAAGAAGAGUCAACUGAAGAAAAGGAAAUUGUUUUGAAAACACCAAAAGUCAAAGCAAAGAGAAGGAAUUCUCUGGAAAUGUUACAAGAAGAUAUUAGAGAAAUGUUUAUUAGUGAUGGUGUUGUAGCGGCAACUGGUCACAGGUUAUGUAGGACACAGAAAGAAAAUCAAAAUAAUGCAGGUACAAAUUCUUCUAAUCAAAGUAUCGCAAAUACAAAGAAAAAAGAACUUAAAAAAGAAUUAAAAAAAGAAUUAAAUGAUUUAGCGAUAGAUUUUGAUCUAGAAGAAACGGUAGUUUCAUCCAUGUUCUUCAAGCAGAAGAGAUCUACGCGUGUUACUGAGGAAGUAAGUAAGACCAGAGACAAAACAAAGAGAGAAGCGCAAAGAAUCACCAGGCAACGUUCGAAACAAUAUAAUGAGAGUUCAGAUAGUGAAGAGGAUCAGCCACUGGCACUCAGGACAGAGUUAGUUCAAAAUUCUAAUUCAGGAAUUUUGUGCAACCAGGAAGUAUCUAACGAUGAUUCUGAGAUUCUAAGGCGAAGCAAACGUAUAAUUAACAAGGAAACGAUAAAAGAACCACGAGUAGUAGUCGAGAAGACAGACAUUUCCAAGUUGGAGUGUUCUAAAAUAAUGUUUGAUAGCUCUUCUGAUGAGAGUUUUGGGAUAGAUGUAUCUGAAUUGGCUGCAGCUGUGGACAUUUCACUUCAUCCGGAUAAACAGUCUGAAUCUGAAGUACUAGAACAACUGGAAAAGAAAAAAGAUACUCCAUCUUUUCUCAGAAAGUCCACAAGAAAAAAAGGAAGCGAGUUGCUGAAUGAAAAUAAAGAUAAUGUUCAAUUUACUGAUGAAGAAAGUAUUACUUCUGAUAUUUCUAUGUCGAGUAGUACAGCUUCUGGUAAGAGAACAGGUGCUAAUUCAACCAGAGUGGAUACUAACACUAAUAAGAAGCUAUUGAGUAACAUUUUAGUGGGAUUAGAGUCAGUAAAGAAUGAUGCAGAUAAAGACUUAUCAAUAACAGAUAAAGGAAGUGAUGCGGACGUUGAUGAUGAUGUUAAUGAUCAAUUACCUAUUGAAUCGAGUGCGAAAAAGUCUUCAACCAAGAAAAAGAAGAAAAAGUGUAACUGGCAGAUGGGUAUUCUGUCUAAAAAAAGAAGGAAAAAGACUCUUAUAACUUCUUCUCCCAAGGGCGAUUGCGAUGUUAAUACUAGUUCUGAACUGGAUAUUUCUAACAAAAUAGAUCCCAUUUCAGAAAGUUCAAUAAACAAAGAUAACAAUUCACUCAAUAAUACAGAUCAGAAUAUUUCGGAAAAGCUUGGUGGGGAUGAUGUUAAAGAUGUUAAUUCUAGUGAAGUCCUUCAAGAUAAUUCAAAAGGUGAUAAAGAAAGUAUACUUAUUAUAUCGGAUACUAUAGAAUCUUCUUCAAGUACAGCUUCUGCUAAUGAAACAAAAACACAAUCAUUGGAAGUCAAAGAUAAAGAACAAAUUAAUAGUAAUGCUGAAAAGAGCAUUGUUAAGAACAAAACUGACAUAGACAAAUCUUUUUCUGAAAUAGAUAUAAAAAAAUUGAUUGAUCAUGUUUGUACAGGGCAAGAAAGGUAUAAAUGCUUGCUUUGCUCUUUUACUGGCAAAAGUAUCGUUCAUCAUUACAAGUUAAGUCAUCCAGGAAAGGAAAUUUUAAUUUCUAGAUUGAAACAAUCAGAUGCUCUAUUGGCUAUUCAAGAUGCAAGUGACAAUGACGUAGAAAAUUCAUCAUCGAAUCCUCUGACAGAGAAAACUUCUAAAUUUCGUUGCAGAUUUUGCUCUUUAUUUACUGAAGGAGCUACAAAGAUUGCAAUGGAAGCAUUUUAUGAACACUGUACUACUCACACAGGAGAAUACAGAUUUCAGUGCAACAGUUGUCCUUAUCAAGCUGUAGCCAAAUCCUCCAUGAGGACUCAUUAUUACAAAGUAUGUCGAAAGUUUAAAGACACUUUUGCUGAAGCCAUAGCUGAGGACGAAAUACCCGACGAAAAUCGUAUUUAUGGUUAUUUAUGCUCAUGUUGCAAUUUUGUUCAAUUAAAAAAGUGUAAUGUGGAAGAACAUGUUAAUUUGUGGCAUAAAGAUGAUUCGACUGUUAAGAUCAUUAAGAUAAACAUGUCCUUGGAUGCGGUCGAUGACGAACCUGAUGAACAAAAUGUUGAUGUUCCAGAAAAAAAGGUGAAGGUAGAAAUAACUCAAUCAAGUGUAAAGGAGGAAUCGCUAAAUGAAGUCGUAAAUCCCGUUGAACAGACUGAUGAUGAUAUCACUGAGAUAAAAGUGAUUCAGAAGGAUACAACUUCUGAUGAGAAGAUAAAAGAUAAACCUGAAGUUAAACAGCAAGAAGAGAAUCAUCCUGUAUCAGACGUUACUACUGAUGAAGAAAAGAAGAAAUCACUACAAACGGAUGCGGAUUCCAGUUUGCCAUCUGGAAAUUUGAGUGUGUUCGUUUGUCCACCGGAAUUGGAAAAGAAGGAAGUAGAAAUUCAAUUGGAACGGAAGAAGAAAAUGCAGGAAAUUAUCCAAAAUAUUGGCAUUAAAUUGCAAAGGGAUGCGUCUAAAAAAGGUUUAUCUAUAAUAGACAAACUGAAGGAUAAAAUGAAGACUAACUUAACGAGUAGUAACUCAAGUAAUGAAUCUGAUUCUAAUAUAAUAUUAAAUUCUCCGGAUAAAACUUCAAUUAAUAUCACUACUUCACUAACUUCACCGUCGUCACCAACGCCGUCUCAAAAUAAUACCACUGAAGUGUCUGACAACUCUGAAGUUCCUUCAGUGGUACAUUCAGAAAAGAAGGAAACUUUAAAUGAUAAACAACCUCAGGAGGACAGUACCUCAGACAUAACACAGUCACCUGAUGCAAAGUGUGAUUGUCAGCCUAUAUCUGAAACAGAUCCAACAGAUUCAACGGCUAAUGAUCCAUUAGUAAUGUCAGAUGCGAAAAAGAAUAAAGAAAGCGACAUAGAAACUAGCGAUAACGAGAAUAUGAAGGAUGAUGCACCAAUUUAUGAGUCUGAUUUUAGUAGCGAACAAUCAGACAGUGAAUUGCCUACCGACGUUAACAUGAUCUUGAAGGAAACUUCAAAUAUAAAUGCAUCUUGCAAGGACCCAAUGCUUACCACUAUACAAAGAUUAGCUGCUCAACUUCAAGCAACAAAGCAAGAUGAAACUUCUUCUAAACCUGAGGAAUCUAAAAGGGCAUUUCCUUUUAGUUCUAUCCCCAAGCCACCAGACGUGGUUCCCAUAUCUAAUAUUAAAAAAUUUAUUGGAAAAAAGGAAACUAGAUACCAUGAAAUAUCACAGGACUCACCUGAUGAUGGUGAUCUAUCUAAGAGCUUCAUCCGAUUGAGACGUCUUAGCGGAGAUAUGUUAUCGGCAUCCACGCAAUCCUCAGGCGUUCAAGAAGAUGCGGGCCAGUCUAGUAGUACUCCAGUCUCUACUACUCCAGAUAAAAUAAAUUCCGCGUUAAAGCCAGAUAUUGAGGAAGAGUGUUCAUUUUUGAAAAUCGAAAAUGUAGUUAGCCUGGCACCAAAAACCGAUGGCGCUGAAAGUCCUAUUAUAAAUGAUAUAAGAAAAGCAGUUGAGACUCCUUCAAUAAAAAACAAAGGCAUAUCUCUGUUGAAAAAGUCUAAAAAUUCGCCUAUAAUUUUAAAGAGACUCAAUACUGUGACUAUUACACAGCCAUUAACGAAGAAUAUGCAAACAGUGCAGUCCACAUCAGAAACAGUGAAGUUAAUUCCAGUGAAAAGUAUAUCCCCUUCUCCAGUUGUAACUACCACUCAGCUUACUACCAAUUUUAUCCCGAUUGCGCCAAAAUCCAACAAGUUGUCUUUUCCCAUUUCACCUCCGGCGACUACUCGAUCCGUCAAUGUUAGUGGAUCGCCGCAACCAUCUCAGAGUUUGAAUUACAAAAUCGUGAAGGUGGUCCGAGCGCCCACUGUAAUAAAACAGAAAGAACCUUUAGCCUCGGCGAUUAAAUUAAAAUCCGCAGACGCGUACAAAGCGAUGUUAAAAGCCACUAAAUUGAUUCAUUUGUACAAAUGUAUGGCGCGUGAUUGUCGCUUCACUACUGAUAUAUUGGCGAUAUAUCAACAGCAUUAUCUUCAACACGCCAGAGAAGUCCAACGCUCAAUGAUGCCACCGCCAUAUGAUUACCAAAAAUGUGCUUAUUGUUACAUGAUAUUGGAAGAUUGGAAUCAAAUGAAAACACAUAUCGACGAGAAGCAUGCACACUGUCGUUAUCAGUGCAUGUACUGUUUUUACAGAGCUAUUGUACCUUCUUAUGUGCAGAUACAUCAGAUAAUGACUCAUCCUAAAAAUCGUGGUCUUCUACUUAGCAAAAAGAAAGAAUUUCCCAAAGAAGAAAUCAAUCGACACGACACAAUACAUCCUUACGUGUGCUACCAGGAUUGCGGAAAGUUCUUCUACGUUCCUGAAUCUUUUAUAUCACACUUAAAGAAUAAACACGGAAUGCCUAUUUCUGGCUAUAAAUGUCACAUAUGUCGUGUUACUUGCAUGAAAAUCGAUCAACUAAUGACGCACUAUAAAACGCACGGGUUUUACAAAUUCCAAUGCUUGUAUUGUUUGAAUGGAUCAGAUCACUUUAAUGAAAUGCAUAAACAUCUGAGCCUGUUUCAUUGUAAUCGAUUACCUCAGGUUCUCGAAAGGACUCUUUCUCCUCAGCCAAUACGAAACAGAGAUGUGAUAGAUCAAUUAAUUAUAAGAACGUUUGAUGACACUUUGAAAAUCACAGAAGAAGUAAUUGAUCUGGAGAACGAAGAAAAGGACAAUAGCAGCAAAGAGGUUGAUGUAGACAUUGCUAACACGUCUCCGUCUCACAAGAUAUUUUAUCCUCAAUUGUCUAAAGAUGUAUCUUUGUUGAACAAAGAUGAAAAUGACGUGUUAAAUAUAGCUAGUUUAUUCGAAACUGAUAAUAAUUCAAAUAGUUCUACGAAUGCUAAUAUUUCACAACACGAAAAAUCAUUGAAUGAAAGCUCUAAUGAUAGUUUAGUGAACAAGAUAUUUGGAAGUUUGAUAAAUGACUCUGAGAUUUCGGUAACGUCAAUUUCGAACAAAGAAUCCGUAGAUAAAAGUUUAAUAGAUAAAUCUAAAAAAACGAGCGUCCCGUCCGAUAAAGUCUCCGCGGAAUUGAUAGUAUCUUCUGAAGGAACAUUUGAUAGCAACGACGAAUUUAUAAAUAUUAAUUUGCUGGACAAUCCUGAUUUCGUGAAAAAAAUCAAUCAUACCAUUAACGUAACUCACGUGCCUGCUUCGUCUACGAGUAAAAUGGAAGAUAGCGACAUUGAAAUUGUGGACAUUGAUGAUACGGAGAUUAUUCCAACAAAAAAUAUAAAAUCCGAGUCAAAUAGGAAAGAUAGUACUGAUGUAAGUGAGAAAGCAAACGUAGAUCCAGAAAAGGAUAUGAAAGAACAAUCUUCUGUCGAUAUGAAAGAUUCAAAUGCAUCUUGCAAUGCCAGUGAAAGUUCUACUACAAAAAUGGACAAACCCUUAACUUUGGACGACAUUAAAGAUACUGGCUUCUCAGGAGCACAAUUGUACAAGUGUGGUUACGAAACGUGUGACCAUAGUGCACAAACUGCGGCUCAGUUGAGGAUACACAUGAAGGAAUGUACCUUAAGUGGCGAGAAUAAAAAUCUGACUUGCGCUCAUUGUAGCAAACGGUUUUUGAAAGUUGGAUUUUUACUGGAGCAUUUGAAAUCACAUGGGUUAAAGCGAUUUGGUUGUUCAUUAUGUAAAAUGAGAUGUACAGUGGGUUACCAAGCAAUGGCGCAUAUGAAGGUGAAACAUAAAUAUGCGUACAGUAAAUUAGUUCCGGCUGAUCCAAAAAAUCCAUCUGCUGAUGGGUUGUUCAUCGUACAACCUAUUCGGCAAAAUGUAGAGCGUAAGAGGAAGAAACGGAAAAAUAAUACAAAGUCAAAUGAAAAAGACAGUGAGAAAGUAAUGGUGGACAUUGAGAAAUUCAGCUUCGGCCCUGAUGAAAUAGAUUCCCUGCCACGUCAAGCGAUCUACAACCGUGAAGUGCAAUGUGCCGUGUGUCCAUAUACGACAAAAGUUCGUAUGAAUAUUAUUAGACACUUGCAACUGCACGCAAAGGAUGAGAGCGUGCCAGAGAGUGGUCCGGUUAAUCCUGUGCCUUGUUUGGAUAAGAAAGAACGAAUGUUUGAUAAGAUGGUCAAUCUGGCGAGUAGUUCUCAUCAGAAUGGUCGAAUGGGAGGGAAACCUAAGGAGAUUAAUAAAAAUAACGACGACGAGUUCAUCCCGAAAUUUGUACCGGAGCACAAGAGAUACGUGUGUGGUGUAGCUGAAUGCAAUUAUUUAACGGUCAAUGAGGCAAUGUUACGAUGUCAUUUAAAGGCUUUGCAUUCCGAGGAACAGUAUUUCCGGUGUCCUCAUUGCCCACAACCACCAUCGGGUCAAGAGGGAUUAAAUAUUGCGAUUGAUAAAAUGACCGUUCAUUUGAAAAUGCACGAUACCAGACUUUAUAAAUGUUCUCACUGCAAUCAUCAUCAUUAUCAUAGUUCAUUUUCUAUGCUUUCUAAUAGUAACAAAAUAUUGUCUAGACACAUUGUGGAGAGACAUCUUUCCGACAAACAUCCUGAGAAAAGGCCGUUUGUAAAGGUAAUCAGGGAGUUAGAAAACACGGAGAACAAUCAACAAUCCAUACAAGAAGAGAUUGAGGAGGAAGUGCCAGAUCCAGAUGGGAAUCAUUGGAAGUGCAACAUUUGUGAUUACAAAUGCGUGUAUAAAGCGGAGAUGAUCAAUCAUACGUCCGCGACUCACGACGAGAAGUGCCAAUAUAAAUGUAAUUCGUGUUCCUUUAAAACCAACGGCAAAAUUAUAUUUGAGCAACAUAUUAAUAACAAGCAUCCUAAGGAUUUAAACGUUGAUUAUGUUUUAAUGUAUCAACGAAUAAAAGGUGUGAACAAAAAGACAGCAGAUGGUGUAGAACAGGCUGGGCAGGAUGAACCGUUUGAUACUACUCCGCUUUGGAGACGAGACAUGCCUCGGAUCAGACACAUUCGUGGAAUUCUUCUCGAAGAAGAAAACGAAGCGUCAACGGAAUUGUCUUUGAAGUUUGGAAAACGGAAGAGCGACACGGAAUUGUCAGCACCUAAACCGGCCAAAAUAAAGUCGGGAAAAUCUAAUUCAUUGGACGACAGCAAGCAAAUGAAAGAAAAAUCUAAACGAUCAUUGUCUUGUGACAAGGUACCAGAAGAAAUAGAAUCUGCGAGUAGCACCCCUAAUAUAACAGAAAAGGAAAUUAAACCUAAACUGAUCGAAGAUAACGAUUUUAACGAAUCCGAUAUUGGAAGGUUUGGUCCUUAUGGAAAAGCAGAUGGUAAUAUGUAUGUCUGUACAUUGUGCACACAGUUUAAAACUAAGUACAAGCAUGAUAUGAGGGAUCAUUUAUACAGAGAAUUGAAUUAUGCUAGAUGGCACUGUAAGGAAUGUGGAUACUUGUCUGUGAACCGUAACGCCUUAUUGAAACAUUUUACUAAACAUCACAAUGGAGAACGUCCUAAUUAUGAACCGUUAUCUCCGGAUGAUGAUAUCGAAGAAUGGGUUGGCAUGCUAUUGAAGAAACAAACACUAAUGAUAAAAGGAAUAUUAACUAAGCAAAACGCAAGUAACGUAGAAAGUUCUGCUACUACAACAAACGUAGAUGGAAAUGAUUCAAAACCACCUGUGGCUAAGGUCGGCCAAAACAUUGUUGGCAAAACUUCAAAAACUACAAAUAAACAGAAUAAGGAACAAACUACCAAAAAUAGCUUCAAAGUGCAAGAUGAGAAUAAUAAAGAUGACGUGAUUCCCAUUGCCGAUGUAAAGAGUGAGAGCGGACCAUCAAAGAAGAAAACUGGGAAAACGAGUUAUCUUGAAAAAGGCGGGCCAGAAGAGAAACAGGAAAAGCCAUUUAUUUGUAAACAUUGCAAAAUGACUUUCUUCCGAUGGCGCGGUUUUAAACUACACAUACAGUUAACACACUUGAAACGACUUGGAUUUAUUUGUCCUUACUGUGACCGUAGCACAAACUCAGAGGGUUUGAUGCGUCAACAUAUUCGUUCCAAGCAUCCCGGUUGUGCUGAGAAAAUAAUUGAGAACCCCGCGGCUGGCGGGCCAGAAUUGCCGGAAGAAUUUUGGCAACAAGAGUACGGGAUCGUGUUUCCUAAAAGAAACAAGAAACGAAAAAAGAUGAGCGGGGAAGAAGUCGCGGAGAAGAGCGAUGGCCAAUUCAAUAUCGAGCCGCAGGAGAAGUGUAACAUGUGCAAUUUCACCGCCAUGAAUACGACCGGUCUCAAAAUACACAUGAGGGUACACGCGAUCAAAACAUUACUGAAAUGUUCUUAUUGUAGUUUCACCGCACCGACGAACUCGGAAGUCUGGGAACAUUGGGAUAUCAAUCAUUCUGAUUCGUUUUUAGCAUUUAAAGUCGAAGACAUAUCUCCACCUGAAUCGUCUGGCGAAUCUACGAAGAUAGAACAGGAUAAGAAAGUUAAUGCCGACGACUACAGCAAUGAUAUAGAAGAAGAGCAGAUCUCUGACGCGAGAGAAGAAGAAUCUUUGGAUAUAGUUCAAAAUGAUUGGGACGUAAUGAACAAUGAACCGACAUUGCAGAUCGAUUCUCCUAAAACAAAGUCGAACUAUCCAUUCAGAUACAAAGACAUGCGCGUGUCGUCGGAGAAAGCUCAAUGCUCGAAAACGCAAGCAGAAAACCCUUACGAGUUGUAUCUACAACAGUCGCAUAGCGACGUACAGCAAGUCGAGAGUUUUGGAUCGGAGCAAGAAGGUUGGAUUUGUCAAUGGUGUAACGAGUUAUGUGAUUCCGAGAUCAAAAUGAAAAGACAUCAUGACAUGUUCCAUUCGCACUUGCCGUUGAACUUCAAGAACCAAGAAAAGACUAGCGUGUCUCAAGGAUACAUUUGUCCCGAGUGCCCGUUCACCACAACACUUCUUAACGUUAUGAAGAACCAUGUGUCCAAGCAUAUAAAUUUGUUUAAAUGUAAAUAUUGUAAUAAAUCUUUUAGCUGUCCGUCGGACGUCUCCACGCACAACACUGAAGAACAUCCUGACAUGGAAUUGAAGAUAGAAAGUAUACAGAAUUACGAGUCAUUGCUCGAGAAGAUGAUGGUUAAAGUCACGUGGCAGAAACCUGAAACUAGUUCUCAUAAAAACAAAGAUUCAGAACCGUCAACAUCGGAAUUACCACGGAAGAACAACGCAGUAGCGAAAAAGUCUACCGCUAAGAGUGCAAUUCGUCUGAACACUAUGCCCUACAGGGUAAAAGCGGUGGCAAGAAAAUCUACUAAUCCAUAUUCGAGAUAUCUUACUAGUAAUAAAAUGCAAGAUAAGCAACAAGAAACGAAGAGUAAACAGUUUUCUUAUUAUGGUGGUCCUAGAAGUCCUGUUAAUUUAGCCAAAUUGAACACGUACAUGGUAGUUGGCGGACAUCGAAUGAAAGUGAACUGCACCACUCUUGCGCAGUUGAUCAACAUCAACCCGAAGAUAAUAUUGAAAGAUCUCAAAAAUGAUAUCAAAAACGUUCCAGCACUUAAGAAAUUAAAACAAUGA